AUGAAGACUUGGAUUCAGACUCGGACUGGGACCCCAGAGGAUGAGGAGGAGGUGGAGGUUGGUGAGGAAGAACUAGAGGGGCUGAAGAAUGAGAGCGACGUUCAUCAGUUCGCAGCUGUUCUCUGUGAAGCUCAAGCUCUUGCUGUAAAGGCUGAAUGUGAAGCAGCAGCUGAUAAGCCCAACCGCCCAAAGCACUACACUGGGAACUUGAAACGAAGCCAGCGGCUCCAUGCCUUCAAUCGGAAGAAGUUAGCAGCAGCUGGACAACAAUUUAUUAAUUCCUGGUUCACAGUAGCCAAAAAGACGGUCUCCGAGGAUGAAUCUGGUUCAGACUCAGACUCAUCACCUGAAGACCCACCCACCAAAGAUGUUGAGGCAAGCAUGGGCCGGCUCUUCCCUGAAAGAGAUGAAUUGAGCAAUGAAAUGAACCCAGGGCCAUUGCAUGACACUACAGGCACCCAGAGUGACACACGAGCGAGAUCUGCAAAGGAGGAAGUCAAAGAGCUCCUGAAGCAGUUGCAGAAUGGAUGUCGCCCUUCAGAUGACAGCCCUGAGACAAGGACUGAUGUCCUGUUGAAUGGAUUAUGCUACAAGGACUUUCCUAUGCUGUGUCGUGCACUCGCAAAACUCACCAUCAAGAGCAAAGACAAGAAGCUUGAUGUGUUCUUCCGAAGCCGAAUUACAGGGAUGGUUGCGACAUUGAAUCUUUAUCUCGAUUCACAGCUCUCAUAUACGUGGCGGGAGGCUUCCCUGAUUGCGGUGAAAGCUGCAGGACGAGGACCCAAUCACGCACGCAACCUACGAAAGUGGAUCUGUCAGUUUUUGAAAUCUGGGAAACUGCCCCUUCACCGAUAUGGCUCCUACAACUCCUCAAUCCUCGAUGAUGAAGACUUCGCCCAGGAUAUCCAGCUACACUUGACAGGAAAGGCAAAAGAUGGCUACAUCCGGGCACAGGACAUUGUUGACUACAUUGCCACAAAGGAUGUCCAGGAGCGGCUUGGGGUGAAGGCACGAGGAAUCACCGUUCGAACAGCUCGAUGCUGGUUGAAGAAGCUGAACUGGUGA
Cyclocybe aegerita is the source of this 1065-nucleotide messenger RNA. The record is from the annotation of a GenBank genome assembly. Lineage: Eukaryota; Fungi; Basidiomycota; Agaricomycetes; Agaricales; Hemipholiotaceae.